Messenger RNA from Pistacia vera, 3833 nucleotides. Its product is annotated as protein FAR1-RELATED SEQUENCE 9-like. Gene Ontology annotation, biological process: regulation of DNA-templated transcription. The transcript is spliced from 6 exons. Gene Ontology annotation, molecular function: zinc ion binding. Bases 44 to 1987 code for a protein of 647 amino acids. The record is from RefSeq and is a predicted model, not a curated record. Lineage: Eukaryota; Viridiplantae; Streptophyta; Magnoliopsida; Sapindales; Anacardiaceae.
ACAACUUGUAGAUGGACAAAGUUUACUUAAUUAUUUCGGACGUAUGCAAGUAGAGGAUCCUUCAUUUUUGUACACAGUGCGAGUCAAUCAUAGAAACUGCCUAAUGAAUUUCUUCUGGAUGGAUGGAAGGUCAAAGAUAGACUAUGAUUACUUCGGGGAUGUUGUCAUUUUGGACACAACUCUUCGAGUUGAUGCAUAUAAUAUGACAUGUGCACCAUUUCUAGGAAUUAAUCAUCAUGGGCAAUAUAUCUUAUUUGGAGGCGCUUUGUUGCUUGAUAACAGCAGAGACUCAUUCCUUUGGUUGUUCAGGACUUUUCUGGAAGCGAUGGGAAACCGUCAACCAAAAACAAUAUUCACUGAUGGGUGUCAAGCACUGUCGGACGCACUAGAGGUGGUGUUGCCAGAUACUAAACAUCUUCUUGGUCUACGGUAUAUCUUCCAAAAUACUGCAGAGCAUCUUUCCAGCUAUUCUGGACAAACUGAUUUUGACAGCCUCUUCAAUAAAUGUAUCUUUGAUUGUGCAUCAGAGGAGGAAUUUGAGUCCAUGUGGGGGUCUUUGCUGGAGCAGUAUAAUCUUUACGAAAAUUCAUGGCUUAAGGAUCUGUAUGCAUUGAGGGGAAAAUGGUCUCCGUAUACCUGUAAGAGUAUCUUCUCUGCCGGCAUGCGAUCACCUCAAGGCUAUGAGAGCUUUUGCAAAAUUUUGCAGAAUUGGACUAAUGAGACGAUGACUCCAUUGAAGUUUAUUCAAAAAUACUUAAAGAUAGCAGAACAACAGCGUACAGAAGAACUAUAUGAAGAUUUUCACUGCCAUGGAAGUGCAGCAACAACAAUUUUAAGAAGCAAUGCAAUGGAGAAAGAAGCAGCAAAGAUAUAUACUUCUGCAAUAUUCAAGAUUUUCCAAGCUGAGUUGCUUGAAUGUCUGUCAGUAGCAGUAGAAGAGAUUCCAAGUGAUGGGAUGAAAACUAUAUUCAUGUUAACAGAGGGAGACCCUCGUAAGGAGAAAAUUGUUGAAUUCAAUAGUUCGGAAUCCCAUGUCAUAUGUAGCUGUAAAAAAUAUGAAUCAGUUGGAAUCUUAUGUGUCCAUGCUCUGAAGGUAUUGAAUGCUAGAAAUAUCUUUCAUAUACCUCCUCAAUACAUUUUAAAGAGGUGGACAAAGUCUGCAAAAGAUGGGAUGGUUGCAGAUUGUCAUGAAGCAGAGGUUCCUGCUGAAAGCCAAAGGCAUUUACAUCCACUUAAGAACAAACUUAUGCACAAUGCCCUGAAUGUCAUCACUAAAAGUUUAGCUAACGAGGGGACUUCGAUGAUAGUUGACAAUCAUCUAAAAAUGGCAUUGAGAAAGGUAGAAGAUGCUUUAAGGACUAAAAAUAUUGGACAUCUUAACACAAUUGAUGUUGAUGUUCACUGCAACGAUGAUGCUGUUAGUGCAAAUCACAUUGAUUGUACGGAAUCAGAACAGACUAUAGCGAGUCCUUCAAGGAUAAAUCGACAGGAAGUGUCAAAAAACAUAAUGAAAUGUCAGUUGAAGAGGAAAUAUGAAAAUGAAGUGAGAGAGAUGAACUGGGGAGGUUGUCAAGGAUCAAGAAAGGGAGCUAGUCGUUCAUAUUGCAUAGGAGAAAAUUCCCGACAAUCAGCCUGCAACUCUCCUCGACCUCCGUUACCUUCACAAUCCACUUUCCACCAAAUCAGACAACCCAGCAAGUCUAUGGGUAACAUCCAGGAUACCAAGAAACAUGGAUUGCACUUAUUGGCGAAUAGGACGGCUGCGGCAGAAAAGAAGAUCAUGGUAAUAAUGGAACAAUUGCAAAAGGAGAUGUUGAAGUUUAGACACGAGAACCAAAAAAUCUUCAAUUCAUUGAAUGUUGUUGAUUCUUGUUACAACCAAACCACCAAGAAGAAUAAGUUCAUCUGCCAGGAGAAAUCGGCCUUGCAGCAUGAAUUCCAAGGAAUAGGAAGUGAUAAAGCUCAAGAUUUAGACGCAGAGAACUGAAUGCCAAGCAGGACAAACUGAACAUUGAAAAUUUCAAAAUUGAAUCAAAUAUAGGCUGUCUGAGUAAUCCUAAUGAGGACAUACAACAUCAAUGUUGACAAAUCUAUGCAUCCAGACAUGUAUCUCUUACCAUUUGGCUUUUUUUUUUUUUUCUUUUUUUUUAGUAUUAUCAUUUUAAUUUUUUAUGGGUUGGCUUAGACUACGUAUUUAAUUGUCAAUUGUUGUAGUGUUAAAUUAAUAUUGUGGGAGAAACCUUUGAGACGGUGUUGAAUUCUAUAACUUCUUUUACAUAUAUGGAAAGGAUGCCAGGGGCAUCUAGAUGUAACACAAAAGAGAUGUAAAAGAGAGCAUUAUAUGUUCAUUAUUUAGUUCAUUUAUUAUCUUUCAAGAAAAGUUCUUUAUAAGAUGUAUCUUGGAAUCAUCUUGUAGCAAUAAGAUUAGGGUGCAGGCAUGUUUCUCAGUGUUUUCUUAUUAGAAAUUCGGACUAAAUGAUUAAUCUUUCCAGUUGAAGGUUGUUACUGACUAGUUUUUGUUUCAUUAUUAUGUUCCAUUUUGGUUUUGAUAAAAUGGUAAAGAAAUUUGAGCCUUCUUCCAUGUCUGAUCCUGCAAUUACAAAGCAGAGGAGAUUGAAGUAAUGGAAUUGGCUUACAUAAUCAGAUGAGUACACACACAACUGAUAUUUUCAAGAUGAUGGGUAAAUGGGUUUAUAGAAGUUGAUUCAGUGAAACAGAACAAAAAGAUACCAAAGCCAGAAAUACGCGGCCAACAGAGAAAUGUGAAAAUAAUAAAAAGGGGAAGUAUGUUUCCGUGAUUAACAAAGCUAUGUUGCACAAGCCAAUAAGCAUCAGUUGAUGAUCGUCUAACUCGCCUUUCCUGUGGAUAUGAUGCACCAAAGAACUUAACCAGAACCAUCUGUUGAAUCCAUCUGCACUGCAAUUUGAGUUGAGUGUGAAAUAAGCCGCAUAAGGUUAGCAAGGUGUAGAGAAGGAACAAAGAAAAUUGAACUGAAUCUGGGAAUAUGAUUGAUCCUAAAGAUCCCACCGACAGUGAACCAAGCAGUGUCAUAACACAAUGAAGUUCAUCAACCUUAUUUGGAGACAAAAAGUUCAUAAAGCGUGAGAACUCAAUUGCAUAUGCAAACCAAUAUGCUAGCAAGCAAGCAAUGCUUACCCACAUGGUGAAGGGAUGCGUAUCAAAUGGAGAAAUGUCUUUCCCUUGAUACUUCAACUCAAUUAAAUUGAGAAUGGCUGAUAUGAUAAAGGCAAGAACUGUAUGCAGAGAAGUGGGUGCAGGUUGUUCCUGUGGGAAGUUGCUUGAACUUGUAGUGAAGACGGCAAUGUUGAAGGAAAGAUGUCCUUGUGAUAAGAAUCUCCCCAGGGGGCGGCUAGGAAGAGAAUUAAUAGUACUUGUUCUUUCAACAUUAGCCAUGAGACUAUGAUUACUAUGGUGGGAUAUGAUUACUGUAUUUAGAGGAGAAUUAUAAGUUUAGAAAGGGUGAGUGGUGCAUGAAUGAGGUUGCCAAAUGCAUAAUUUCAGCUGGCUUUUAUAAAGAUUUGGAACAUGAGUAAUAUGGUGUAACUAGAAAUGUGAACCUGACGUUGAGACCACCCUAUAAACACUGCGUGGUCUGUUGUCUAAUAAUAAAAUUUUUAGAUGAGCAAUCCACGCUACUUACUUUGGAAUACUAGAAAUUGUGGAAAGAGCAGGACUACCUAUCUUUUGUACACCCUUCACUCUUGUUAACUAUGUUUCAAAGUAUUUUCCUCUCCGUGAGCCCUUAUUUACUCUAGUCCUCUGGACUUAUUUAAAAAUAUUUAUUGGACGGUUUCUCUUUCAACGACUUCUG